Molecule: messenger RNA, 359 nt
Organism: Papilio machaon (common yellow swallowtail)
Lineage: Eukaryota; Metazoa; Arthropoda; Insecta; Lepidoptera; Papilionidae
Product: bombyxin C-1-like
Exons: 2
Coding region: 27-359 (110 amino acids)
Cellular component (GO): extracellular region
Molecular function (GO): hormone activity
Source: RefSeq, a predicted model, not a curated record
UCGCGAUAAUCGCUACAUCCUUGACGAUGUCGUCAUCAUGGGGACAUAUUGGAGGUCAGAUGUCCAUGCAGGACAUCAGAGAUAUGAAACCUCAGAAGUACUGCGGACCAGUCCUGUCGAAAGCUUUGGCGUUACUGUGCUACGCCGACAAUGAAAAAGUUGGCAAACGUGCCGACCGCAAUUCCAUCUACAAUGCAAUUUUGCCUCCACUUUACAAAGAGGAAGACAUACCUUACUGGCCCUGGCUGUCAGCUGAAAAGGCUAGAAGUAUGGGAUUAGCGUCGCGCGGGAAACGUUUCGUAGUCGACGAAUGUUGCUUCAAAGCUUGCAGUAUCGAUGAACUCAUGUCAUAUUGUUAA